Messenger RNA from Trypanosoma cruzi, 816 nucleotides. RefSeq lists its product as uncharacterized. Bases 1 to 816 code for a protein of 271 amino acids. Lineage: Eukaryota; Euglenozoa; Kinetoplastea; Trypanosomatida; Trypanosomatidae. The record is from RefSeq and is a predicted model, not a curated record. The transcript has a single exon.
AUGGCAAAAUCUUCUCGAUCCAAGUGGAAGAAGCUGCACAAGCGGCAACGCGCGCAGGAGGUUGCCGCCGUCGUACGGAGGCGUGUUAGCCGUUUAAACGACAAACUCCGCCUUGCAGCUGAGGGGGGCCUCGGUGCGGUCCCGAUGCAAGAUCCCGAGACACGUUUUCAUUUCUUGAACCCCGAAAUGGACAUGAAUGUGCCACAGAACUGCAAAGGACUAAAUAAUAACUUUCAAGACAUUGUCCAGGAAUCCCUUGACUUCUCCAGACCACUGCACCUGCAACCCCCGAGGACGAAUUUCCACGGGAAGAGCGACCCGAACGCACCGCACCGAAUGACACAGCAGUUUGAGUUACUGGACGCAUCUGCACCUGUCGCUGGUCAUGCCAUCACUGUGAAGGACGUUGAGCGCAUGGCAGUCAAUAAAGAGCAGGAGCAGCGCCCAAAUGCGGAUCACCAUGCAAAUGAAGAGGAAGGGCCGAAUGGAAUGAACAACGGAGAUGGUAUGAUGGAAGAGUUUGUUUUUGGGUGCAAUGAUGCCGCAGAAGAAACAACAGCGAACACCAAAGCGUUGCUUUUUUGUGUCAGUGAUGCUGCAGCGGUUAAGAAGAAACAGAAGAGCAAAAUGGCCGAAACACCACAGGCAGUGCCCCAGCGUAUAUGCAGCAUGGCGGGGGCCGCAAAGAACGGCGGCCGCUUUUUGCAAGUCUCGGGCAACAAGAAGGCGAAGCGGCUGUCCAAUGCAAUAUCCACACGCUUAGUGAAAUCCGGCAGUAGGGCUGCGAAGAAGCGGGUUACAGCCAGUCACGAAUAA